UGACGUAAUUCAAACAUGGCAACAGUUCGACUUCAAAGGCGAAGCAGCAGACCUCCCAUCCACAGCGCACUGAGCCAGGGCAGCGACUCCCGGAGCUCCGGCAGGGGCAGGCGCGGCCCCGCCGUGAACGGGAAGCUUCCUUCCUGCGGGCCGGAAAGUGAAGGCGCCCGCGGAGCUAGGAGCGGGAGCGGGAGCGCGCGGCCAAAGUUUCCCCGCAAGAGGCCGGCCGGCCGAACAAAAGCCGCUCCGGCCGCCGCCGCCGCCGCCGCCGCCGGCUGCCCGCCGCCUCUUGCCCCCAGGAGGAGCGCGAGCACAUGCAGCCAGCCCUCUUUGUUUUCUGUCCAGCCAGGCAGGCACUGCCUACGUGCGGCGUCAGAUGUCGGUGGCGGCGGCUCUCGCAGGGGGGAGAGCCACUGGGCCAGCGCCUCGGGACGCCAUCUGUCCCUGGGCCCCAAGUUCCUCAGCACUCGGCUGGCAGCCCGGACUUCCACCGGGCUUUUUAAACUGGCGAGCCGCCAUGACCCCCCUCCCCCGCCGCCGAGUUACUGCAAGGGCUGGCGGCGCGCCGGACAGCCCCCAACCAAACUCCGAGCCGAGCGCGGCGGGAGCACGUGUCGCGCCCCGCGGGGCUACUCCACGCUGCAAGAGAAGCCACAAGUGAGCGAGCUUCGGGGCUCCCACGGAGCGGCCGCGCGUGCCGACAGAGCUCCCCGGAGUUGGGCGAAGAGCGCGUGCUCCCGAACUGCUGCUCACUCCCUUCCCGGCCCGCGCAGGGGGCCCGCAGCAGCGCACCCACACACCGAGACACGUGCUCCGGGCCCCCCGCAUCGCCACAACUCCCGGAGGAGUGCAGGACCCUCCCAGACGCGUCCCAGGGGGCCCGUGGGCCGAUCGGUGCAGCCUCCGUCGCGGCGGGGCAAUCAUUGUCACCUUCCAGGAGAGUCUGCAAACUCUGGCGGCCCCUCGCUCCUCCUCCUCCCGCAGCCUCCCAACAAAAGCCCGCAGCGCCCGGGCGCCCCUCGCACAUGGGGUCCGAGCGCCCGCGGAGCCGCCCCUGACACCAAACUUCCAGCACGGAAGGCAGGGGCCAGGCGCUCCGGGGAAGAAAGGACGCGGACCGCGAGCCUGGGGAAGCCACUCUCGCCCGAGCCUGGGGCCCCACUCACUCACCUCCGCGCGCGCCUGUCCAGCCUCAGUCCCAGGGCGCCCUGCAAGCCCCGCCGGCCCCCGUCUGCCCGGGCUAGCUACUCGGUCCGGAGAUACACUCUCUCCCGCAAUCAGCAGGCGCUCCCUCGGACCGGGAAGGGGUAGAUCGCGGUCGCCCUCUGCGCACGCGCUGUUCCCGGGACCAGAUUCUCGUGAAUCGAGCUCAUUUGCAUGCGGGCUCCUGCGCACACCGCGGCGAGGGGGGGGGGCGAGCGGUCCCGCGCGCCCCCGGAGCCUCUAUUGUCCUUUUAAGGGGAGCCGCGGCGCGCGGGAAACAUGGCGGGCAGGACCCAGCGGAGGAGGGGGCGGGCGCUGCUUACUACGGCUGAUACGUCACGUAAACAAACGCCCCCACAGAGAAGGGGCGGAGCUCGGAGGGGAGCACCUCCCCGCCAUAGCGCGCGGCCUCGUGCUCCGAGCCCUGGAGGCUAGGCUAUGCAGGAUCUCGGGGCCGCGCGCGCCUCUCGCUCCCCUCUCCCCAGUCCUCUCUAGGGGGCGCCGACCUAGGCUACCCUCCCUAGGGCCCCCGAGGCCUCCGAGGCCAGCCCGCUCCUCCCCUGCCUUGCUCUGGCCCUUUCGGUCCGCACUGAGUUCUGCGGCGCCUACGCAGCCCCCAGGCCCGCCAACGCGCCCCUCCGCUGGCCCAGGGCCAGGCCUCUGACCCGUCCGAAGCCGCGGCACCGGCCUCGGAAAGUGAAAAGUGGGCGGGGCGGCCCCGAAAACAAACCCUCCAGCCCACCUAGACGCCUUCGUCAGGGUUCCAGCGGGUGUCCCCCGGGCCUGCGCUCCAGCGCCCACAGCCUCAGCCGACUCUGCGGACUGCGGAGGGACACCGGGAAGCCCAGUACGGGGCUCCCACAUUUACGGUGGCGGGCGAAGGGAAACGAUCUCACGGAACCCCUUAGGGCAGGCGGCCCCGGGGCCCACGGGAGCAGGAGGAACGUGCAGCCCAACUGGGCGUCCCCCGAGGCAGGCACGGGGCUCGAGCGCUGGGGGAGCAGCGACAGGACCAGAACUUAAUGCCCCUCCCCCAGGUGGAGAAAACUUCUCCGGAGGAGGAUGCUUUGGGCUGGGCUCCGCGGGCUCAUUUGCAUAAAAAGGGGGGGCGGCGGCAGGGGGAAUGGAACCUCGUUAAUUAUUAUUCUGUUGGGGAAUUUGAAAACAUUAUUCCCGCCCUGGAUCCAUCUAAGGGCUCCCGGACACACCAAAAUUGCGGGAGGCCCCCCGAGACGUUAAAGAUGGCCCCCGGGUCACUGAGGAAGCCUCGGAACAGCAGGUCUGGGGCCAGGAAGGCCUCAGCUUAAAAGCUUCCGGUAAAAGGAUGGUGGAGAUGUGGAGGAAGCCUCCUCAGCUCACCGGUCAGGUGACCCGGGGAAACCGAACUUGGCCCACCUGAGGUGCUCUCAUUCGCCAAACUAGGCUUUGGGUCCUCUCAGGGAAGCUCCUGCCACUUCUUCCCGCGACAAAUCCACAUUGGCCACCUGACCAACGGGGGCCAGGGUGGGAGGCUGGAGGAGUCUCUUCAGCCGCUGCCACGUGGGGUCCCAGCCAGCCCAGGGAGGCCCAAGGAAAGCUCCGCUUGCUCCCAGGCCAUUUGGGCCGCUGUGCUCACUGCCCAGGCCAGUUUAUCUUCUCAGGUAAACCGAGGAAGCGGCGCACACAGGCACGCUUCCCCACGAGCCAAGGGCUCCAGGGUGCUGCCAUUCAACCCACCAAUCUCUCCGGGCGAGCCUUUUCCUGUGCAGAGCUGCAAAGGGGGUGGAAUCUCCCGACACCAUUCCUUUUCUGGCCUAGAACUCCUGGCCAGCGCUUACCUGGGCCUCCUGUCCUGGCUCCCCACUUUCGGUCCCUCGGGAUCCCCCCACUGUUGCCUGGCCCGGCACGCCCCUAGGCUAUUGGAAGUUUUGUGAAAUGAAGACAAUUCUGCUGCACUUCCGCAAUGGAGGGCUCCCUUUGCAGUCUUCUUGGCCAGGAGAGUGGCCUGCUCUGGGGUAAAGUGACUUGGCCAAGGCCACCAGCUUUAAAUUCCUGACUUGGGGCGCUUCCCCGCUAGCCUCCUCAGCACCCGUUUCCACGCUUGCUCGGACCAUCGGCUUUCAGGAUUUUCUCCAACUGAUACUAGUUACGGUGUGAGCUGUGUUACAGGCCAAAGUGAAAUGCUCCUCCUGCUAGCGCCUAAACUUGGGCACAAGCCCCCAUCUUCCGCCCUUCUCCCUGUAAAUACUUCCUUAAGUGGAAGUAUUUAAGAGCUUCCGCUAGUGGAGCCCUUACUGAGGACUUGCACCCGGCCGUUCUCCUCUCCUGCCCCUCCCCUGCUCUUGACUUUCCGCCUCACUCCUUUCUGUGGUCUCUUCCGGUAGUCUUUGGCUUGGAGGGGCUGCCGGCCUUGGGCGCAUGAAGCGCUGGGUUUGUCCUAGAAACCUGCUCACUACUGCUGGAGCCGGAGUGGGGGCCUGAGGAUAGUAACUACAGACAGCAGCCCCCCCCCCCCCAUGCGUGGAGGUGGCCCCGGGCACAGUGACAUCCCCAGGGUGUGACCUGGACGACCCUCCGGAACCAGACAAGGUUCUCAUUUGGAUCCAUUUUCAUUCUGCCUUCACCAGGGCUUCUCUUCCUGCUCUGAGAAAGGAGCCUGACAAAGCACUUGGUCCCAAAGCAGCAUUCUGGAAGGCCCUUCUCUCGGAGCAGCAAGCUUCUCCCAGCCUCCCGUCAGAAGAGCCAGCCUCCUUGCCUUUGCCCUUCCCAGGAUGUGAACUUGCUCCCUCUUUACUUCAGCGCCCUCAAGUCUCCCCUGCCUGGGUCAUGGCUGACUGUUCUCGUUUUGUGCGGAAAGCCUUUCCUUACUUCUUGGAAUUAGAACUGAGCCUCGGCUCCAAGGCAGAAGAGCGUAAGGGCUGGGCGCUAGAUCUGAACCCAGGGCCUCCUGCUUCCAGGCCUGACGUCUCAGCCACUGAAUGCCCAACACCCUUGUCAUCCCCUCCUGUUCACUGCCUGACGGUCAUCGCCCUCGGUGCAAACAGCACCCCCAGUCUAAAAGCUGCCCCCCCUUUCCAGAGAGCGGCCCCCUAAGCAAUAAACGUUCUUUCUUCCGGAGGCUUUUCUUUUCCUGCCCUUCCAGCCGCUGCCUCUCCCUGAGACCCGGCUCUCUCCUGAUCGCAUUCGCUCUCUCACUCCCCAGCCGCAGAGGCGAAGGGAAACACGACUUCCUCCCCGGCGCCUCUUCUUGUUAUCGUUUAAAUGGCCUUUUCCCCAAUCGCGCGCAGAUGCAGUUUUUAAUAGUUGUCUUCGGACAUUUGGCUACGCGUGUUCGCUCUCGCCCUUCCUGGCCCCUCCUCCCCAGAGGGUAGGUAAUGCGACAUAGCUGAUACGUGUGCUGUCAUGAACGUUGCGACUAUUUCCGUGUUCCCUGUGUUGGGAAAAGGAGAUGCCAUGCUUCUGUGAGGGGAAAAACCCAUGAAGGAAAGAAAGUGGAAAAGGCUUCGGUUCCGGUGGGCGUCCUUUUGGUGCUCGGUCUCUUGGAGUGCUCGUGGAUCUGGCGCCGCUAGAGAUAGCUGAGCCAUUCACGAUGGGGCAUUGCACACUCCUGAUGUUCCUAUCUGGUCCUGCUCCCUUCACUUUGCAUCCUUCCAUGGCAGCCUUCGCAGCUUUCUCUCAUCAUUCUGCCAGCACAAUAGUAUCCCCUCACUAGCUCGUGCCAUAACUCAUUCAGCUGUUCUCCAGUGGAUGGACCUCCCUUCGGUUUCCAAUUCUUUGCCACCAUAAACAGAGCCGCAGUGGCACAGUGGAUAUAGUCCGGGCUUGGAGUCAGGAAACCUUAUUUUCCUGAGUUCAAAUCUGACCUCCUACACUUAACUAGCUGUGUGUCCCUGGGCAAGCCACUUAACUCUGUUUGUCCAAGUUCCCAAUGAGUUGAAGAAGGACCUGGCAAACCUCUCUAGUAUCUCUGCCAAGAAAACCCCAAGUGGGGCCAUGAAGAGUCAGAUACAACUGGAAAACAACUCCUAAUUGCCAAACGUAAUGGCCUUUUUUCUCGAUCCCCAUCUUUCUGGACUUCUCUAUAGCUUCCAAGGAUGAAGAUAUUCCCCAGGCUUCCUUCCUGGGCCCUCCUCUCUUCUCCCUCCAUACUUUUUUGUUCGGAGAUCUCAUCCGUUUCCAUGGAUUCAGUGAUCUCUGUGUUGAUGAUUCUCAGAUCUGCUGUUCCUGUCCUCCGGCCUCUGCUGGCCUCUAUUCUCCCAGUUCUAUCUGCCUUGCAUACCUUUAACUUGGUGUAGACCUUAAACCCACCAUGUCCAAAACUGCACUCUUUCCCUCCAAAGCCCACCUUCCUUUGAAUUUUCCUGUCGCUGCUGGGCUUUGUCGGGGGAGAAGGCUCCUUUCUCCACCUGGGCGUGCCAUUGUGGGAGCCCAUUUCCUGACUCGAUAAUGAGACUACCCCUUUCUAUGUUCCUCUUCCUGAAGUAGGAACCCUUGUAUGUUUGCAAGGGUCCAGAAGUCCACUAGAGUGGGAACGUCUCCCGGCAUCCUGGUGGCAGUGAUGGACGCCGGAGCCACAGUGGCUCAUGGCAGAGACAAUGACCACCAGAAAGAAGGACCGGCCCAGUCUGGCUGCUUUGCCAGCAGGCUUUCACCAGCAGAAUCCGAUGCAAAGUGCAAGUGGCCAGAGUCCCGGUCCUACAAACCUUGGGCCUAGGCCUGACUCUUUCUCCCUGCUCUGUACUGCUGUGUCCAUUGUUCUGUUGCUGCAAUUCUUUUUUCUGGUUGCCAUCGCUUUGUGGGAAGGAACUGAUGUCUCGUGAGGGAUUGGUACUGGAUGAAGACUGCCUUUUCCUGCUCUCGCUUUCUGGGGAGGGCCUAGACUGGGCUCAGAAAGGACCGGCACCUCCAAAAUAUCAGUCCUCAGUUGGAGAGAAGACAUUUGAGACCCUGAGAGCCCAAGCGCCUCAGGGGCAACAGACCCUCCUCGUGCCGUCCGGGCUUGGGACGAAGAGGGGAGAAGGCUGAUGUGAUGGAGUCGGACACAGGACAAGUCUCAGUGGCUUACGCAAAUGGCAUCUCCCUGAGGAGGAUGCUGGGGAGCAAAUGGCGUUUCUCCUAGGGAAGAUGUGAGAGGGCCACAUGGAGGAGAGUCGAGGUCUCAGAAGGGCCGUGCCUCGGCCAUCCAGGAAGUGACUGGCUGGCCAGAAGGGACUGUCAGCUUUGGCUCCUUUCUCUUUGCCAUUCUUUCCCUGAUUGCCUUCGGCUACCCUCUGGAUGUUGGCAUCCGGUGAGAUAGUGCGCUUUAAGGGGAAGUGACCCGAGAUCUUUGUUCCUCCCGCUAGAACCAGAUGGCCCUGAGAAUGGGGCCUCCUUGGCGUGUUGGCUUAUUCUUUUCUAUUCUAGGCACAGGAAGUGGAGUGUCUGGCCUUGGUGGGGAGUCUAAGAAUGACAGGAAUCCAGAAGUCGAAGCCCAGGCUGGAUCUUGUAGCAAGAAUGGCGUCAAUGCCCCAAGGACCAGGAAGCAGGCCGGGAGUGCCAUCCAGGAGCUGGCCCAGCAGAACGAUUCCCCUGGCAGCCGUGCCACCUUGGGAAGGGAGUUUGGUGAGACCAGUGCAGGGAGGAAAUGAACUGCAUUUUUUUCAGACCUGAGCUUCAUUUGAACCUCACCUCCUUCCUCCCAAGCUCCAAGGGAUUGGGAUUGGGCUCUAAAGAGAUUAUGCCCUCGAGGUUUGGGGAAGUGUUUGCACAUUUAUUCUGCUAUAUCUUUGAAGGACAAUCGGCUCCUUUGUUCAGUGACUUCAAUGGAAUCGAGGUGCUGGUCGAAUCCUUUGGGGAACCCGUCCAGAGGAAAGACGCCCCCAGAAACCCUCCGACCCUCCGGGAUUAUGAAGGGAGCCGCCGCAGGCUUGGCCCCAGGACAGUGGGGCUAGGAAGCGAGCACAGACAUUGGCCCUUGGUUAGGCCUCUGUCAAAGCUCAUUGCAGACUGUGCAUGGGGAGACAGUCCUGCUGGAAGGCCUCUCUCGGGAGCCAAUGAGAAGGGUUUCUUUUUGUGUGUCUCCUCCCUUUGUACAGGGCUGUCCUACCUUGGCCUUGUUGCCGAGGGGGGCGGGAAUGUCUCUCCCAUCUGCCCAGCCCCUGUGGCCGUGGUGGGGAGAGCCCUGUCCCAGACUGGCGGCCCCUGGCUGCUGUCCGCGGUUCUAUUUCCUUACCUGAGCCCAGGUGGAUGGUUGGCAGCUCCGACACCUGCACUUUGUAGCCUCAGCAGCUUACUCUGGGAAUGGGAGAGCCGGGGUGCUCCCAAGAGUCACGGCGACGUUUGAGGCUUUCGUGGCUUCAAUCACUUAAAACACCAGGCAUGGGGAGCCCUCGGGCUUUCGGGUUCUUCCCCCAACUUAACGGUUGUCCUUCCAGUUCUAAACUUUUCACUGUUCUGCAGUCAGAAUGAUGAACCUGGUCUCCUGCGUCCCGUCGGCCGGAGCGUGGACUCGGGUCCGAUGCUGAGGCAUCUCCUUUGCUGCUGCUCUAUUGGCUUGUGCUACGACCUUUCCUCUCUAGGUGUCCAUCCAUCCACCUCGGGGCCAUCUCGGGACACGGUCUGAGCCUCAUCCGUGCCGCCGUCUUCUAGCUUUGCUGGCAGUUUCUGCUCUAGCGAGACCUUGCGCACUCUGCUGCUAACAUAUCCCUUCUGCGUCCGCGGAGUCUCGUCCACGCUUCCCGGUCUUGGUGGACUCUGAGAGCCUCGUCCACGCUUCCCGGUCUUGGUGGACUCUGAGAGCCUCGUCCACACUUCCCGGUCUUGGUGGACUCUGAGAGCCUCGUCCGCCCUUCCCGGUCUUGGUGGACUCUGAGAGCCUCGUCCGCCCUUCCCGGUCUUGGUGGACUCUGAGAGCCUCGUCCGCCCUUCCCGGUCUUGGUGGACUCUGAGAGCCUCGUCCGCCCUUCCCGGUCUUGGUGGACUCUGAGAGCCUCGUCCGCCCUUCCCGGUCUUGGUGGACUCUGAGAGCCUCGUCCGCGCUUCCCGGUCUUGGUGGACUCUGAGAGCCUCGUCCGCCCUUCCCGGUCUUGGUGGACUCUGAGAGCCUCGUCCGCCCUUCCCGGUCUUGGUGGACUCUGAGAGCCUCGUCCGCCCUUCCCGGUCUUGGUGGACUCUGAGAGCCUCGUCCGCCCUUCCCGGUCUUGGUGGACUCUGAGAGCCUCGUCCACGCUUCCCGGUCUUGGUGGACUCUGAGAGCCUCGUCCACCCUUCCCGGUCUUGGUGGACUCUGAGAGCCGGUACUCUUAAACCCAAGACCUUCUUACUGCCCGCCCCCAAGGACCAAGGAUUCCUGUCGUGUCCAUCAAGAGCUGUAUCCAAAGAAGAAGUCGAUGCUUGUGGUUCUACUUCCUCAAAGUACUCGGGCCCUUGGUAGUCUGAAAGCUAUGGCACGAAAUCUAUUGACAUGGCCUAGUCUGGAGCACUUAAUUUGUCUCCAGUUAUUUAAAGAUGCCUUUAUUUCUGUAAAGAGUGGGUGUGUUUUGGUAGACUCCCAGAUAGUUUAUAAUUCUGAAAUGAAUUGCCAUUAAAUGUAUUUUUCUAGAUCUUCCAAAUGGGGUUUGUUCAUGAUAAAAAAAGAAAAAUGGAUGGUUUUAUUAUAUGUCUUAUUGUAUUAAUUAUAUUGUAUUAAUAUAAAUCCCUUAUAAUUAUAUUAACAUAAUAAAAUAUACUAUAUUGCAUAUAAAUAUAUAUAACAGUACAAGAAUAAAAUAUAUAAAUGUCAACAAUAA
Molecule: messenger RNA, 8948 nt
Organism: Monodelphis domestica (gray short-tailed opossum)
Lineage: Eukaryota; Metazoa; Chordata; Mammalia; Didelphimorphia; Didelphidae
Source: RefSeq, a predicted model, not a curated record